This is a messenger RNA of Suncus etruscus (white-toothed pygmy shrew), 2031 nucleotides long. It is a transcript of the gene SPPL2C, whose product is annotated as signal peptide peptidase like 2C. The record is from RefSeq and is a predicted model, not a curated record. Gene Ontology annotation, cellular component: cytoplasmic side of endoplasmic reticulum membrane; lysosomal membrane; lumenal side of endoplasmic reticulum membrane. Gene Ontology annotation, molecular function: aspartic endopeptidase activity, intramembrane cleaving. NCBI's taxonomy places the organism in Eukaryota, Metazoa, Chordata, Mammalia, Eulipotyphla, Soricidae. Gene Ontology annotation, biological process: membrane protein proteolysis. The coding region runs from base 1 to 2031 and encodes 676 amino acids. The transcript has a single exon.
AUGGUGCACCAAGGCCUCGUCCUCUUCUUCCUGCUCUUCCUUCUUCUCCUGGCCCACACCAUGGCCCGGGGGGAGUAUGGCGUGGUCCACGUAGUGGUGGGAACAUGGAGCAAGGACUACUGUGUCCUCUUUAACUCCAGCCAACAUACCACCCUGCCCAGGGACCUGCGCCAGGCCCCACUCCUGCCUCUAUACGAUGCCACCACCUCUUCCUGGUGUCCGGGGGAAGCCUCCACCCCUCAGGCCCAGGCCGACAGCCCCCGGCCUCUACAUGGCACCACCGCCAUGGUUAUGAAAGGCAACUGCAGCUUCCAUGCCAAAGGUUGCCUGGCUCAGGACCAGGGUGCCCAUGGGCUGCUCAUCGUGAGUCGGGCCAGCAGCCAGCAGUGCUCCAAAAGUCUUCUGGACCCCCAGGAGUCCCUAAAGUCCCUGGACAACCUCAACAUCCCCGUGGCCGUGCUGCGCUAUGCCGACAUGCUGGAUAUCUUCAGCCACACGCACGGCAGCGUCCCAGUCCGCGUGGCCCUCUACGCACCACCCGAGCCCAUCCUCGACUACAACAUGUUGGUCAUCUUCAUCCUGGCCGUGGGCACCGUGGCUGUGGGCGGCUACUGGGCUGGCCUGACCGAAGCAGACCGACUACAACAGUACCAGGCCCACAGAGGUAGAGGGGACAGACCCCCUGGCCACUCCCACACCAAAGUCACAACGGCCCUGUACGGGCAGGAGGGAUAUGAUGAAGAUUGGCUUAUGGACUUCACGCCAGCCAUGACUGGUGCUGUGGUGACCAUGUCUUGCUCCAUCAUGCUGCUGCUUUACUUCUUCUAUGAUCUUUUCGUCUAUGUCAUGAUCACCAUCUUCAGCCUGGGCGCCACCACCAGCCUUUAUAACUGCCUGUCACCCCUAGUCCGAUGUCUGCCCCUGAGGCCGUGCCAGUGGGUCCUCGCUGGCCAACACAUUCGCCUGCAGCUCCCGCUGCUGCUGCUGGCCAGUGUCUGCAUCAUGGUGACCGCCCUCUGGGUCUCCUACCGCAACGAGGACAACUGGGCAUGGCUGUUACAAGACACACUGGGAGUGGCUUACUGCCUCUUUGUCAUGCAGCGAGUGAGGCUGCCCACGCUCAGGAACUUAACUUCUUUCCUGCUGGCUCUGCUGGCUUUCGACGUCUUCUUUGUCUUUGUCACCCCCCUGUUCACCCAUUCGGGUGAGAGCAUCAUGGUGGAGGUGGCAUCGGGCCCAGCCAACUCCCUGAGCCAGGAGCGGCUGCCCAUGAUGCUCAAGGUGCCUCGACUCAGGUUCUCUGCCCUCACCUUGUGUGAUCAGCCCUUCUCCAUUUUGGGCUUCGGGGACAUCGUGGUCCCUGGCUUCCUGGUGGCCUACUGUCAUCGCUUUGACAUUCAAAUUCACUCCCGCCAGGUCUACUUUGUGGCCUGCACCGUGGCUUAUGCCGUGGGGCUGUUAGUGACUUUUCUGGCCAUGCUGCUCAUGCAGAUGGGCCAGCCUGCCCUGCUCUACCUGGUCUCCAGCACGCUGCUCACCAGCCUGACUGUGGCAGCCUGCCGCCAGGAAUUCACCCUCUUCUGGUCGGGCCAGGCCAGAGCCAAGCCAUCAGAUCCAUUCCCAGCCAGGCAACAUGGGGCCCCUGCAGUGAAUGCUGGGCAGGAGGGUGCACCCAGCCAGCUAGAGGACUCCACUGAGCACUUGUCAAUGGAUGCAGAUGACAAUCCGGAGGAGGACACAGACGAGAUCGUCACCAUCUCUGAGGAUGACAUCAGCUGUCGCUUGAGCCCCAGUGACAGCUCGGAAGGCUGGAGUGAUGCCAAUAUAGACUCUGAAGAGCUGCCUCAGGCCCCAGCCAGGGCCUCAGAGGACCGGAUGCCGCUGGUGCCCGUGGCCAUGCUGAUACCCUCGGAACUGGGACAAGCCCACCAACAAAGCCAAUCCCGCAACACCAGCUUUCCCUGGAUGUGCUUCCCAAAGAGAAAGGGCUUAAAAUUGAAGAAGAGCAGGUCAGCCCAGGCUCCCCUAUGA